UACACUCCUCCUCUCUCUAGCCUACAUUGAGCCAGUUCUUCUCUGUAAUAAAGGAGAGCGAGGACGCCGCUGGUGUUGUCAACAUGUGGACGUGUCUCUAUCUCGUGUUUGAAUCGUGAAGGAUUCACGCGGACGUAUGGAUACGGUCGGCGGCGACAACCUGCGGAGACGCACGAGGAGCGCGCGAGCCUUCUGCAGACAACAAAUCGGAGCGCGAGCCGACGAGUCCAACGUGCUGCGCUGCCUCAGCGUGGGAAACACGGAAGAGGACCAUGACAUGAAGGGGGACACCGGCCUCUACAAGCAGGACAACCUGGGGCUGAGGGUCAUGGCGCCCCGCUACAGCCUGCUGCGGGAGGUGGGGAGGGGUACAUACGGCGUGGUGUACGAAGCGGUGGCGCGGAGAUCCGGCGCUAAAGUCGCCGUGAAGAAACUGCGAUGCGAUGCGCCGGAAAAUGUGGAGCUCGCCCUGCAGGAGUUCUGGGCGCUGGCAAGUCUGGAGAAACGGCACCAGAAUGUGGUGCAGCUGGAGGAGUGUGUGCUGCAGAGGAACGGUAUGGCCCAGAAAAUGAGCCACGGGAACAAACGGUCCAAACAGUACCUGCGACUGGUGGAGACUUCACUGAAAGGUGAGAGAGUGCUCGGCCCUCCAGAGGAGCCGUGUUACCUCUGGUUCGUCAUGGAGUUCUGUGAAGGCGGCGACCUCAACCAGUUCAUCCUGUCCCGGCGGCCCGACUCGCGAACCAACAACAGCUUCAUGCUCCAGCUGACCAGUGCUGUCGCCUUCCUGCAUGAAAACAACAUCGUCCACAGAGAUCUCAAACCCGACAACAUCCUCAUCUCAGAGAAGUCAGGUGCUCCGGUUCUCAAGGUGGCCGACUUUGGCCUCAGUAAAGUUUGCGCCGGUUUAGGAAAUGCCAGCGAGGGCAAGGUUGGUGAAGACAAGAAUAAAAACAUCAAUGUCAACAAGUUUUGGCUGUCGUCAGCCUGUGGCUCAGACUUCUAUAUGGCUCCCGAGGUGUGGGAGGGCCACUACACAGCCAAGGCUGACAUAUUUGCCCUAGGCAUCAUCAUCUGGGCCAUGCUGGAGAGAAUUACUUUCAUUGAUGCUGAGUCUAAGCGGGAGCUGCUGGGUACAUAUGUGAGGCAAGGAGCAGACAUUGUGCCGGUGGGUGAGGCACUGCUAGAGAACCCAAAGAUGGUACUGGACAUCCCACAGAAACGCAGGUCGUGCAUGUCCGACGGAGUGAGGAAGCUGCUGCAGGACAUGCUCGCCGUCAACCCUCAGGACCGGCCCAACGCUUCAGAGCUGCAGGCCAGAAUGGACCAGGUUAUGUGUGCUGCAUGACCCUCAACCAGAUGGUUUUACAGAUUUGUGACUCUACCUGGAGCUGCUACAUCAGCAAGGGUCUCCUGUUUUAAUCUGAAGAAUGUGAAGAUAAGGGAGAAGCAAGGGAGAGCAAUUACUCCUGAAGUCUGGAUGCUGAAAUGGGAUUUUUGUUUACAGUGAAGUCAUCUGCCACUUCUGCUAGAGAAUGUUUGUCUUGCCUUCAAUAUUACGAUAAAGCAAGAAACAUUAGGUCUGCUGCUCGGCGUGAAGCUUGAGGAAACUGAUGUACUGAUCGAUUGAAGGGAGAGUUCUGGAGAAAUUCCCAUCAGAGAACAUGAGUUAGUGGCACUGUGCCAAGGCCGGUGUAGUGACUGACUCUAAACCGAAGCCACAGCAUUAGUUUAAAUAUGUGUGUGUGUGUGUUCACAGGGGUGAACGUCUCCAUGUGUCUGGCACUUUGGUUAUAUUUAAUGAAAACACUGUGACAUCCUCUUGUUUCUUGUGAGUUUCUGUUAUUUUGUCUAAAACGUCAGUCAAGUCUGGUCUGUCAGAUGUUUUACGUUGCUGACAGUUAGGGUUGUUCCACAUGCUUACCUGUCUUGUGUUGGUGUACUUCCUGUUGUUUGCCUGCGAUCUAGUAAACAGACUGCCACGUGUUCUCAGUGAGAUUUGACAGCUUUAUGUGAUGGUAGAAAACAGUGUCAGCUGCCCCUUUUCUGUUACUGGAGCUCAGUUUCUCCAGACAUCUGUUGGUUUACACUGAGGUAUUAGAGUCAUGGUUAGUUAUUAGCAGUGUGUCAUAUGUGGGAAAUCCAUUGCCAUGGGAUAUGUAACUCUUUAUUACGAUAUAUAUCGCAAUAUAAUCAGUUCAGUUGAGGCCAUUUGGGCUAAGCCCUGAAUCAGAUACUUGCAAAAAUCUUGUAUAUUCUGUCAUAAAGUAGUCAUGCUUAUUGAUUUGCAGCAUUGCCCACAAUGCCCUCCUGCAUCCAAAGCUUUUAAAGUAAUAGUUAGCUAGUAUAAACUAGAGCAGAAUUAAUAAUGCCUGACAGAUUUCUAAAGUGUCCCAGUAAAAAUAGUCAUAUCCCGUCAAAUAAUCGUCAUAUAGAUAAUUCUAUAUAUUUGUGGCCUGGGUUUUGUUUUUUGUUUGCAUUGUUAACAGCCUAACUCCUUUCCUCAGCCACCUUUCUGUGGUCCACAUCAGUGUUGCUAACGGUCCUUCUAUUCAGUGCUCAAAUACACAUCCUCAGUGAAAUGCAGUUAGCAGACCAGCUUUCACUGAAGAUGGAGAGUAAUUUCAGUUAGUUGUUGGAGUUUCUCCUGAACAUGUUUGAUACAAUUUUUGUCGCCACAAAUGCAAAAGCUAGGAAGGUAAACCCAGGUCAGAUUUAAGACAAAUUGAAGUUUAGGAGCGCAUUUUUUGUUUUUAAUUGCCCCUUUUUGGUCAUAAAAGGUCAAUUUGAAACACUCUUUACAAACUGAAGUGUGUUAAUUAAUACAUUAAUACAUUGUGAAAAGCUAUAUGAGCAGAAAUGUCUCAAACUAGAAAUGCCUGUGAUAGAGUGAAUGUUAGUUCUAAUAAGGAGUGUAACUGGAUAAUUUCUACCCCCACUUUGCCUUUUGAAAGCCAGUGUGAAGAGCAGGUCGUGGGCACAUUAUUCCUUUUUAUUUUCCACUAAUCUAAUUCUUUAUACCUAUGGUGCCUUUAAAUUGCUAGUCAGGUAAAAUUUGGCUCAAGGUCAGCUGCUGUAUUGUUCUUUGAUUUGGCACUCCAAAUCCUUAUUCAGGGUAUAUGGUCUUGAUGAUUUCCUUUCUUCAGUGUUUAGAGUGUAAUUAUGGAUGAGGACCGAUGCACGUAAUUUGCCCUAAGAAAAAUGUUUUUUUUUUUAAAUUGCCAUGUGAUCAUUUUUACAUUUUACUGUGGACCAUUUACUUGGGGGGUAAAAUCAUAAUUUUAAAGGGAAUGAUGUUUGAACAGCCAUGUUCUGGGAGUGCAGUUAUUUCAUACUCUUAAGGUUGCGUUGAAGGUCUGAACUGCGAUGAGCAGGUUUUGUUUCUUGUUGAGAAGUAAUCACUCUAAAUGUAAAAAUCAGGCCUGUUGUGAGAUGUAACUGUGCCUGCGAUCAAAAGUGGAAUGCGAAAAAUAAGGAGUGUGGAGGCAUUUUGGAUCAUUUGUACAGCUGUUGUAACUGUUCUCGCCCUGAAACCAAAAGUCAGCAGCUGAAUGAUUUCUCCUUAAGUCUGUCGUAUGUUGAACUGAACUGGGACCCUGAGUGAUUGAACAGAAUCCCGUUUCUUUGUGAUUAUACUACCUCAUGUUUCUGCACAUGUUCACCUUUUCUUUAAUGAGCCAUCGUUUCAUUUUUUCCGACAGACAUUCCUCAGCUAGAGACGAAACCCGGCAGAUUUCAGAGCGACGGCUUUAUGUUUCACAUCAUCACAGUGUGCGUGGGUGUGUGCAGUUUCCCUUCGAUUGUAAAUGCAUCACAUGGGUUUGGAAUAAGCUUUUGACUGCUGUCAGUUGCUUGUCGGUUUUUUAAGGAUGCUUUGUGAGAAAUGGGUUUACAUUGAUGCAGAUGUUUACACACCUUUUAUGUACUUUGGUUAAAUUCUUGAACUUCUGUGAAAAGUGUACCUCAGUUCCUCCCUUUGUUUCACUACUGUAUGAAUAUGUGGUUGUGUGGGGUAGAACUGAUCAUCUUGAACUAGCUGACGGUAGAGCAGAGCUUGAGACGGUCAGCUCACACACAGUGUUUUAUUCUGAUUUCUGAAGAAAUGUUACUUUCAUUAAGUUAAAAGAUAAAAAUAUUUAAGCAAAACCCUCAAAAUGUUUUCUUCCGUGCCCAUGUAGCUGCCUCUGGAUGGUUUCCUUUGGUGUUGGAAUAAUGCACCUGUAAAAGUGUGUUUGACUAAUGACAGGUGGGUCACUUGUUUAACAUGCAACACUCGUCUAUGCAACUCUGCCUCCCUGGACAGACUGCGGAACAAUCCAGGCCUGGUUGGUUCUGGUUUAGUUCUCCCUGCUUCUCAUCCUGACAGGAACUUUACUGUACAACUGGACCUUGUUGUGCUCAGAUGACUUGACCUUUUAUUUCAACAGAUUUUACAGUCCUUGGUUGUUCAUAAUACUAAAGCCAUUUGCUUGAAUGAAAACGUUUGUUUUUUUCUAUUGCUGACUUUGUACAUAUCAGGGCUCUGUUUCAAUAAAGGUUGGAAAUACC
Dicentrarchus labrax (European seabass) is the source of this 4548-nucleotide messenger RNA. RefSeq names its product serine/threonine-protein kinase 35. Gene Ontology annotation, molecular function: protein serine/threonine kinase activity; ATP binding. The coding region runs from base 137 to 1348 and encodes 403 amino acids. The transcript has 3 exons. Lineage: Eukaryota; Metazoa; Chordata; Actinopteri; Moronidae. Gene Ontology annotation, cellular component: cytoplasm; autophagosome. Gene Ontology annotation, biological process: autophagosome organization; protein autophosphorylation; autophagy. The record is from RefSeq and is a predicted model, not a curated record.